Molecule: messenger RNA, 2148 nt
Organism: Malassezia sympodialis ATCC 42132
Lineage: Eukaryota; Fungi; Basidiomycota; Malasseziomycetes; Malasseziales; Malasseziaceae
Exons: 1
Coding region: 1-2148 (715 amino acids)
Biological process (GO): protein ubiquitination
Molecular function (GO): ubiquitin-protein transferase activity
Source: RefSeq, a predicted model, not a curated record
AUGCAGGCUGCUGCACCGUCGCCGGAGGUGCAGGCCGAGGGCCUCGUCGCGCGCUACCUGACGCCGACGACCGACGAUGCACCUUGCACUUGGACAGAGGAGUAUGCGAAUGACGUCGCACAGCGUCGAAAGUUCGCCGUUGGCGGCCUCUUUGUCGAUCGUUGGCUCCAGGACGCCGGUCUUCCGGCCACACUCUUUCCCCCACGCGCGCUCCCGGACGUGUUUGUGCUGGUCGUUGAAAUCCUUUCAUGCAAGGCACCUGUGGCCUUGCGCCAUGCCCUGCUGCUCUACCUUGCCCUGGAGCAGGCCACCACACCCUCGUCCCUCCCUGACGCUGCACACACUCUAGCACAGUCGCUGGCCAUGCCGCCCACCGAUGUCCAGGACGUGCGUGCCUCCUGGGCUAUUGACCAUGGUCAUCUCGAGGUACGCGCCGCCCGCUCACCACAGUAUGCCUUGCACAUCCGGCGGGACUCGACGUAUACACCCAUGGCCCUUGAGCGCCUCGCUGAUGCGCCCAAGCUCUUGCUGACUUUUGUCCAACUGAACCAUAAUCUCCCUCCCCUCGAUGGGCCCCUCAACGAAGCGGCUUUGCGGCCACAUGCCAUCUUUGUCGGCGCUCUUGCGCAGGUCGAAGGACUUGUACCAGCCUGGCAUGCGUGCCGCGCCCUACUUGAGACGCAGCCCGCGCAGGAUGUACCAACUGCGCGCGAACAUCUGCUGGGCGCCCUUUUGCGCUUGUGUUUUGCACCGCCGCAGCCUGCACUGAUCCGCUCACUGCUGCUUCUACCCCUUCACAGCGACGAAGAGGCGUUCUUUGAGGCGUGGGUGCAAACCCACCUCUCGCGCGCCAGCACCGCCGUCGCAUUGGAUACCCUGUUGAUCAAGUGGGUAAACCAGGGGCGCUACGUCGAUGCCAUCCACUUAGAGCGCCGCACGAGCCAGCUGGAACGCACCGCUGAGCCAGCGUCCGAGACACAGCAGCGUGCGCGCCAGCGGCGCCGCACAAUGAUGGAUGGUGUCUGGGCUCUCUUGCCAGCCAUCCAGCGCGAUGCUUUGCGCGAGGACGCCGCAGGCAGCGUACCCAUGGACGAAGCAACAUCAGAAGAGCCCGUGACUACCGCGCCUGUCCCCCCUCCUCGCCCUCACACGCCAUUGAGUGUGUCACUGAGCGCGGACAUGGCCCACCGUGCAGCCUCGCCAGACGCGCGUCUGCUACGUACGUCGAUCCGCAUGCCGACGGCGGCUUCCAGCCAGCGGGGCACGGCCUCACCAGUGGCACGCCCUAUCUCACAUGAGUCACCGUUCUGCAGCAGCAGCCCGUUCUCAGGGUGGAAGCGGCCUGGUCCUGGACCGGUGCUGAAUCUGUCCUCAAGUCCCAGCUGGGGCGUACCUGUGCCCGCCACGGCGCAGGAAGCGUCCAUCGAGGAUGUCGCGCCCGCUCUUGCCGCGACGGACUCGGCAGCCCCUAUCUCCAGUUCCCAGAACGAGUGGAUGCCGACGGAGGAGGCUGGUCCAGCUUCGCAAGGUGAGAGCACUAGCAUGAUGGCUGAAGAAGAAACACCUGCAUCUGCACCUGUGCGUCGCCGAGGCGGACAGCGAAGUGCAGCGAAACGCGCGGCGGCAGCGCUGCGCAAAGCACUACGCCCAGAAGAAGUGGCGCCAACGAUCCCAGGUGGCUUCCCGAUGGACACAGAGCCUUCGUUGCCCCCGCCGCGCCGCACUGCGCCGCGCCGUUCGGGCCGUCGUUCACGGGCAACUACACCAGCAGAUGACGCGAUGGGUAUAACGUCGAGCUUGUCGAUGGAGCCAAUUUCUGACGCCAAAGGCCCCGAGGUGCGAAUCGAUGAGACCGCAUACCCCCAGGCCUCUCUUGCGCGUCUCCAGGCACUGCACGAUACGCGUCCCAUUGCACGCCGCACGCGCGCCCAGACAAUGGAGCUCGAGUCGCAGGGCUCAACGGGCAGUGCGGAGGCAGAGCCGGUCGAGGACGCGGAGGAAACAUCAGGACGCACACGGCGCCGGACGCGCGAGCGUGGGUCGCCACCGCCGGCCACGCCACACCGUAAUACGCGUUCGGCGCGGCGGGGGCGCCGUGGUUCGACGGUCACGCCCAGCACGCCACGUUCAACAGGGGGGCGACGCUAG